This is a messenger RNA of Fraxinus pennsylvanica, 702 nucleotides long. The record is from the annotation of a GenBank genome assembly. Lineage: Eukaryota; Viridiplantae; Streptophyta; Magnoliopsida; Lamiales; Oleaceae.
AUGGCUGUUGCAGCCUCUGCUUCGACUGCUCUCGUUAGAGUUCCCCAGCUUUUCACCUCCACUUCUAAUUGCCGGAAUUUUCCACUUCAUCGCCGGUGGUCUAUCAAGACCGGCAGUGGUAGAAUUUAUGCUUCGGUAUCAGCUGCAACCCCUUUGCCUACUACGCCGGAUGAUCUCGCCGCAUCCAUCGUUUCCAAGGUCAUGCAAACAGAUCGAGGAGUUCUGCUGACGAGAGAUGAACACCAAAAGGUGGCUGAAGUGGCUACUGAAUUGCAAAGGUUUUGUGUUGAUGAGCCUGUAAAAUGCCCACUUAUAUUUGGAGAGUGGGAUGUGCUAUAUUGUUCCAACCCUACAUCACCUGGUGGCGGCUAUCGGAGUUCAAUUGGACGCCUAUUUUUCAAAACCAACGAAAUGAUUCAGGUUGUUGAAGCCCCUGACUCAGUGAGAAACAGAGUAUCCUUUUCUCUCCUAGGGCUCCUAGAAGGAGAGGUUUCAUUGAAGGGGAAACUAACGGCUUUGGACGAAAAAUGGAUUCAAGUAGUGUUCGAGCCACCUGAACUCAAGGUUGGAGGACUGGAGUUCACAUAUGGUGGGGAGAGUGAAGUGAAGCUAGAGAUUACAUACAUAGAUGAGAAGAUCAGACUGGGAAAAGGUUCUAGAGGUUCUCUCUUUGUUUUUCAGAGACGCAAACAAAUCUCAUGA